Molecule: messenger RNA, 2001 nt
Organism: Trematomus bernacchii (emerald rockcod)
Lineage: Eukaryota; Metazoa; Chordata; Actinopteri; Perciformes; Nototheniidae
Gene: eva1ab
Product: eva-1 homolog A (C. elegans)
Exons: 4
Coding region: 194-778 (194 amino acids)
Source: RefSeq, a predicted model, not a curated record
CAGAGAGAGGAGAGGACCAGAGCAGAGGGAGGAAGGAGAGGAGGAGGAAGAAGAGGAGACAAGAGGGGAGGAGAGGAGGGAGAGGAGUAAACACACUCCAGAUGGGAUCUUGGCAUUAAUGAAAUGGGAGGCAUGAAGUAUGAGCUCCAUUGAUCUCUGCAGGAGAAAACAAUAGGCUCAAGUGGCUGAAAUCAUGAGCGCCCCGACGUCAGGAACCCCAAACAUGGAGGUGAAGGUGGGCUACCAGGAGAUGGCACUGCUUAGCAACAUCCUGGCAGCGUACACCUUCAUUGCAGACCAACCCGAGAGGACAGCCUUGGUGUUUCUGGGCAGUGUGUGUGUCGGCCUUCUCCUCACACUCUGCGCCAUCGUCUUCCAGAUACACUGUCGAGCAGACUGUCACAUCGGCAACAGUAAGCACCAUCGCCACAGGACCAGGCAUCAUCCUCAUCCUCAUCAUCUUCAUCAUCGACAUCGCAGCUGCCCCCUCCAUCCGGCCAUUGAAAACAAUCCAGACAGCACUGCUGUUGUUCCGGUCAGAGGCCCCGGGCCCACCGGCGACAGCGAAUCAGAGGACUGGGAUGAGACGUCUGACCUGUCGGCACGGAGACGAAGACGCUUUGAGAGAGCUCUGCUGAACGCCACCAUGUUUACAUCAGCCGAGGAUCUGGACCGGACCCAGAGGCUAGAAGAGCGGGAACGGAUUCUCAGAGAGAUCUGGAUGAACGGACAACCAGACAUCAGUACAGUCACUCAAAGCCUCAACAGAUAUUACUGACGCACAAUUAAACAGGAUGAUAGUCAGAGGAAUAUACAGACAGGCUGGCAGGCAGAUGGAUGAAGAGAAAACAAUUAAAAGAAAUACACUGGAUGGAAUCAACAUAAACCACCAAAGAGACUCUUACAGAUCCAACUAUUAGUGACAGUAGAGCUGGGAGCUUCCCCUCUGCUCUGUAAACAGCAGGAAAACAUAUGAGCUGUGAUCUUACAUAUAGUCUGUGAUCUUACAUAUAGUCUGUGAUCUUACAUAUAGUCUGUGAGCUGUGACGUCUCAGCCUCCAAUGCAGGAUGACACUGAAGUGUUGUGAAGAUUUAUGUCAACAAGCAAAGACACAACGGACCUACAGAGCACACACUGCGAUAUGUGACUGCUGUUGGUGAAGACUGUAGGGAUUUUAUCAUUUUUAAACAUUUUAAAGGUGCUUUUAAGAAAGAUAUAGCUGGUUCACAACGAGAGGCAAUGCUGCCACAGGUCCUGAGUGUGUGUUUUAUAAUCUAGAGCUGCAACUAUUGGAGGAUUGAAAAUAAUCGCCAAUUUUUAAAUAAUCCAUUGGUUAAAAUUCUGUUUUCAGCUUCUCAAAUAUGGAGAUUUCCUGUUCUUCUCUGUUUUAUAUAACAUUAGACUUACAUUACUUACAUACAUUGUUUUUUAUCUGACAUAACAAGACAUUUAAUGACCUCACCUUAGACCCCUAAUAAACUACAAUGCACAUUUUUCACAGUAUCGCACAUUUUAGCAUUUGAACAGACGAAGUGAUUAAUUAAUGAAUCUAGACAAAAAUGGGCAUUAAUAAUGAAAUUAAUUCUUAGUUGCAGCCUUAUUAAGAUAUAUUUGAUAUUAUGUUGUUGCACUUUUUUCAGCUUAUACUUGUUUUUGGGACGAAAGCUCAAUGCCAAGAUACACAAACAUACUGGUGCUUUUACUGCUGGAAAUCCUCAGAUAAGAGAAUACUAACAGGACGGACACUUAAUGGCUGUGUUGGUUGAUAACAUAUGUACGAUAUAACAUGACGGGACUGUUAGGUGCAUCUGAUACUGAUCAGCUGCAGUUGUUUUUGCACAUGGACUUGGAACAGCAGGUCAUCCUGUUUGGAUCAGCCUAUGCUUCUUGAUUUGUCUCAUUUUGAAAUUAGCUGAAUUUAUAAUAAACUGUCAUUCCGAGAAUUAAUGAAAGCUGUUUUCUGUACAUAUAAUUGAGUAAAGUCCCUCGUAACAUUUAAA